AUCAACAGAGAAAGUUGCAAGCCUGCGACAGUUAGCUGUUGGAGAUAAAAUGACAAUGCUUGUUCAUUUCACUUGUUGUCUUUAGCAUGAAGGCAAUCGCUACAGAACUGCAAGAUAAGAAUCAUGAAUGAGUUUAGUGAUUUUUGUAGAGCUUGGAAACUUGAAUUUCCAGGAGAAGAUUUGCCUACUGUUUGGGAAGAAGAUACUCGGGCAAAUCUUCUUAGGCAUAAGAAAAACCUCGAGUAUUUGAAGUCAGAAGUCCGCAAAGAAGAAUUCUACGUCAAAUUUCUUGAAGGAAUACUUUCUAACGCCGGAAACAGAAAACAGCAAGUAUUACCUAAUCUUUCUGAAACUCUGACUGGAAGCUUACUUACUUCACAGGCUUUAGCAACAGAAAAGCCACAUGCAGCAUCGUCAGAGUCUGAUUUUGUCACUGUUAUUUCCAUUAUCAACAAACUUGAAAAUUCUCAAGAACAAUCAAAACAGGUAGCAGAAAGACCAAAAGCACCUCCAAAGCCUUUGAAACACUAUUCAAGAAGUGUUUCAACCCCAUCUGAAAGUCCCUCUAAAGGUAAACCAGAAGAUUUGAUAGCUUGGACAAAGCAGCAAAUUCAGCAGUUACAAACAAAACCAACCCUUAAACAUGGAGCUUCAUCUGCUUCACCUCCACUUGUUACAACCAGAAGCAUAUCGGAAAUUACAGCUGACUUAGGUUCAAAACGCCGGAUAAGCUAUGAAAAUGUUAAAAAUCCAAGAGCAGAUUAUGAAAAUGUGUUGGGUAACUUUCCAAACAGGGAACCAGAAAAUGUACUGGGUAACUUUCCAAACAGGGAACCAGAAAAUGGAGAUUUGAAAAGACUCACACCAAUAACAGACAUGGAUUCUGAUCAAGGAGCAGUAUUACGAAAUGUUGCCUUCUUUGAAAGUUCAAAAACUAUUCUUCCUACAGUUUCCCCUUCCCAGCCAAAUGAAUUAUCUGAUGAAGAUGCCUUCUAUGACUCUGUCCCACAAGAAGAAAAUGUUAGCUACAUUGAUGCUGAAAAUUACAUUUAUCUCCUGGAUAAACCAGAUGAAAGUGAUGAACGAGAAAUGGAAACAGAGAGGAAUGGAACUUUAAAGUCCUUUAGCAGCACUAUAUCUGACGAUAGCAGUAGCACAGGAAGCCUCCGGCGUCGUUUGUACGCUAAUUUGUCUAACUUAGAUGAUUUGGAUUCAUCUCGACCUUUGACAGCUAAACAGCAGCUUGUUUUACAGAAUUUCUUUGAUAGUGAAGAAAACUAUGUAGGAGCCCUUAAUGUAGUCCUACAUUACAGCAAAGCCUUAACAGCUGCUUUAAGCAGUUCCCAACCUGUUUUAACUAAAGAAGAAAUUGCCUGCAUAUUCUUCCAUAUUCCUCAGCUACAUUUUCACCAUGCCGAAUUUCUACAAAACAUCAAAAGUAUAAAACUCGUUGAUUCCAACCUCAUUCAGGCUGUUCAGUUGCUUAAAAACUUUUCCGACAAUGUUCUUCCCGAGUACGCUAUAUUCUUGUCAAAUUUCAAAGAGGCGUUGGAAAUGACAAGAAAAGCAUGCCAACAUUCAACUCAGUUUGCUGAUUUGGUUCGUCGAAUAAAAUUGAGGUCCAGCAAUCAACAAAUGGUCAUUACUCUAGAUGACUUGUUACAUAAGCCAGUUGCUCGUAUUCAACGACAUGUUGCCGUUAUACAAGAUUUGCUUGAUGUGAGUGGGCCAGAUGAACCUGCAUAUGGAAUGCUACAAGAAGUUCAGCUGAUAACAAAGACUUUUCUUAGCGAAUUCAGCACAAAUCAACUUCAGUCAUUAUUUCCGGCCCAGACUGCCAGAAAUCAUCCGGUCACCCAAUCUAGCAGGCAUUUAGUUAAAAACGGUUUCUUAGUGGAGCUUCAGGCAGAUGGAAAAAGAAAACAACGGCACUGCUUCCUCUUUACUGACCUUAUAGUCUGUACCAAAUAUAAAGGAGCUGGAGCUAAUUUGGAAAUCAAAUGGUAUCUUCCAUUGGCCCAAAUUUCUGUUUCGAUGGAUGAUUCUGCUGCUAAAUUGAAUAUUUCCGCAUUAACAAACGUCGCGUCUUUAAGGUCUCAGGCAGCCGCUGCACGAACGCAAUUGGAGCGCUCCUCAACUGGAUCGGACAGGCAACGGAAGAAGUUGGCUUGUUUAGAGGCUAAAUUGCUUUUAGACUCGCCCAACCUUCCGUUAAAGUUUUCCUAUAAACCUAAAGGAGCAUGUAGCAAAUCAAGCCAAUCGUUCACUUUCUUGCUUUCUUCGGAGUUUGAACGGACAUUGUGGGUAGAGGCAACAGAAACCCUGAGGAGAAACAUUGAGCGGUUACCUGUUGUUUACCUACAACCAGAAGAGGUAGAAACCCACAUCAAAGCCUGCCGAACAGCGGUUGAGCCGCUUGUUGGACUUAUGAAGAGUUUAGCUGUACAAGCAAUCGGUGGAGAACUACAAGUGGUAGUACACUCCCUUCUUGGAUUGCCAAAGCAUUGCGAUGUUUACGUGGUAUUCGAAUUAGACUCGUAUGGGCAUUACUUUCAUAAAGCUCGGACCAGGAUGGCAGUUAAAAGCUUGGAACCUCGGUGGGAGGAAGAUUUUCAUAUUGAUCUGGAAGGAGCGCGAGGAAUGCGGAUUUUAUUGUACGAAGAAGAUGCAAAACAAACGCAUAUUUUACGUGGCAAAGCUGAACUUGAGCUCUCUGGUCCAUGGUUAAAAUCUUUGAAUGGCCCGCAGUACAUCCCACUAACUAACCAGUUUUCUACUCGAUUAUCUUCAGCAGAAGCUACAUCGGAUAGUGACCUAACCUUGUGUUUAAGUUUCCGUUACAUAUCCCAUGAUGUAACGUUACGCCGGCCGGCAUUGCGCGGUACGUCCUCCAACAUCUUUGGCGUUCCUAUUGAAGAGGUGUGUCAUCGGGAGAAACGAAGCAUACCACUCAUUAUCACCUGCUGUGUCCGUGAAGUUGAGCGUAGAGGGCUAGAAGAGCUGGGCAUAUACAGAGUGUCAGGCCUUGCUACCGACAUAGCUAAGCUACGCAAAACUUUUGAUACUCGUGGUCUGGAGUCAGAUGCUAUUCUGAAGGACGUUGAUAUUAAUUCCACGAGCGGUUUGCUGAAAUUAUAUUUACGCCAGCUACCAGAAGCGCUAUUCACCGACAGACUUUAUCCGCAUUUUCUUCAGGCAUUUAGCACACUAGACGUGGCAGCUUCCAUGAGUGGUGUUGAGGACAUUACAAGUGAUGGUGGCGCAAGAACGCUGACCAUACUCUUCUCCUCGUUACCUCAAUUGAACCAAACGGUCAUUUUGUAUUUGUUGGACCAUUUGGUUCGUGUCAACAGCAAAGAAGUGAAAAACAAGAUGUCUCUCCAUAAUCUAGCUACUGUCUUCGGCCCUACGUUGUUGCGACCAGCUCCUACUUCAGACGCUCCUGAUAGUCUUGAUCAAUUGGCGAUGGGAACAAUUGAUGUAAUGGCGCAAGCAGGAAUACUUCACUUUUUCCUACUUAGAAGAGCACGCCGCCUUCCAAUUCAGUUCCCGACUGCUUGAUGUACUUUACCGCAGCUACCCUACACACGUCCAUCUGGGAUCAAUUGUAAGGCACACGCCCGUUCAGUAAGAAACUAAUCUUAAUGAUUCUCACGUUAGAAACUAGAACAACAGGGACCAUUAUUCUUUUCAUUAAGUCAAAAAGAUGCAAUAUUUUAUCUUCUGUUGAUAUUGCCUAAGACAACGUCAAUGAGAUGUGUUACAUUUUAGAUCUUAAUCCAGAGCUGACCAUUUCUUAUACAAAACAUGUUGCCAUGAUAACAAAGUCGUAGUUUAAGAGUUUUAGAGUUACUUAAAUUUUGGUAUAAUUCAGAAGGCUAUAUUUUUGGUGCAUUUUGUUUGUAUGUUCGUAGAGUUGUGAUAUAGUAAUCGCGGUAUACUACAGCAAUUACAUGCAUAACCGCCUUCGUAAAACGGAUAAGUUUGAGACAAUGUUUGUUUUUUUUGGUUUUUUUUUUUCGUUUCGUAUGUCCUAGAUCAGUACAGUACAGUAAUAUGUAUACGUAAAA
Daphnia carinata is the source of this 4070-nucleotide messenger RNA. RefSeq names its product active breakpoint cluster region-related protein-like (gene RhoGAP1A). Gene Ontology annotation, cellular component: membrane. The transcript is spliced from 15 exons. The coding region runs from base 124 to 3561 and encodes 1145 amino acids. Gene Ontology annotation, molecular function: guanyl-nucleotide exchange factor activity; GTPase activator activity. Gene Ontology annotation, biological process: positive regulation of GTPase activity; signal transduction. NCBI's taxonomy places the organism in Eukaryota, Metazoa, Arthropoda, Branchiopoda, Diplostraca, Daphniidae. The record is from RefSeq and is a predicted model, not a curated record.